GCUUCCCCUCCACUUUCCACCUCAAUCUCCUCCUUCCCUUCCCUUCUCUUCCCUUUCCUUCUUCUUUCCUCUCUCUUUAUGCUUUCCUAGCUCAAGCUUGCACAUAACCAUUUUUUUUUUUAAUUUCUUAAUAGAGUGACAUACAAGAAUUCCAUCAUUACAUGUCCUUUGCACUCUAAUUUUAAUUUCACCUUUGCUUCCUUAUAUGUCCCAAAACAGGACACCAACCAUCAAUAGAUUUUUUCUUUUUCCCGUUUUUCCAAGCAAAUUGUCACUACUUUCUUGAUUCUUUGUUCUGACUUCAAUCGUUCUUCUGGGUCCCCAACUUUUCUUAGAAUCACUCUAAUUUUUCCUCUCUUGUUCAUUCUGAUGGAAAAGGGAAAGCAUUUUUUGAGUAAGGGAGCCAACAAUUCAGCAGCAGCAGAAGUACCCAUUUGGAAUUCUUGCAGUUUUGGAAUGGAGAUGCAAUCCAAUAAGCUUAAUUGUUUCUCAGACCAACUUCCCAAUUGCUUUUUCAAUCCCAAUUGGGAUAGCUCAAUGGAUCAGAGCGAUCCCUUUGAGUCUGCUUUGAGCUCCAUUGUCUCUUCUCCUGUAACAACAUCCAAUGCCAUUCCUUCUAGUUGUGGUGUUGGUGACCCUGUUAUGAUUAGAGAAGUCAUUGGAAGAUUAGGGAACAUUUGUAAUUCUGGAGAAAUUUCUUAUAUUAACAAUAACCCUAGUACUAAUACUUCAUGUUAUGGUACUCCUCUGAGUUCUCCUCCAAAAUUGAAUAAUCCAACAAUGGACUCAAAGAUCGCAGGGAAUCUGCCAAUUCUUGGAAAAGGUAUUCCAGAACAUCCAAGUUUAGCAUCAUUUCCGGCUGACCCCGGAUUUGUAGAGAGGGCUGCGAGGUUUUCCUGCUUUGGUAACGGGAAUCUUGUGGGCCUUAACGACAAAUUUAGAUUGAACGAAUCUGAAUUGUCUCAUAGGUUGAUGCCUAGACUUGAACCAGGGAGAGUUUCUAGUAAUCUCUCAGUGAAGGCACUUGGACCUCAGGCGAAUGUCAAUGUUGAUGGGAAUUCAAAUUCUGAUAAGAAAUUCAGUAGGUUGUCGAGGUCCUCAACACCAGAAAAUGCAGAAUUUGGAGAUUCAAGAGAAGAAUCUUCUGUUUCUGAGCAGAUCCCAGGUGGAGAAUUGAGCAUGAAAGGCCAGAAGGAUUGUUAUUCAAGAAAAAGGAAAGCAAUUCCCAGGGGAAAAGCCAAAGAAACUCUCUCUUCCUCUCUUUCUACUUCUGAUUCCAAGGUUGUAGGAGACAAGGAUGAAACGAACGCUAAAAGAAGCAAAUCAGAGGAAACAAAUGGGAAAGAAAAGGAUGUAAUUAAGGCCAAAGAAGAACAAAACUCAAACCAGAAACAGAAUAAGGAUAAUGAAAAGCCACUGGAGCCACCCAAGGAUUAUAUCCAUGUCAGAGCCAGGAGGGGUCAGGCGACAGAUAGCCACAGCUUAGCUGAAAGAGUCCGGCGAGAGAAAAUCAGUGAAAGAAUGAAAUUUCUUCAAGAUCUCGUUCCUGGUUGCAACAAGGUGACAGGAAAGGCAGUAAUGCUUGAUGAGAUUAUAAACUAUGUGCAGUCAUUGCAGCGCCAGGUUGAGUUUCUAUCAAUGAAGUUGGCAACUGUGAAUCCAAGAAUGGACAUUAACAUGGAAUCUCUUCUAUCCAAGGAGAUUUUUCAAUCUCGCGGAUCUCUGUCGCAUAAUCUUUAUCCAAUGGAGAACUCAGCAGGACUAUCAUUCCCUUAUGUUUACCAGUCCCAGCAAGGGAUAGCCCUGCCUAAUGGCAUGUUUAGUAAUGGAGAAACUCAAUUCUCAGUGAACCCUUUAAAUGUUGUUCUGAAGCAAAAUCAAUGCAGGCAGUUGCCUGCACUUAAUGAACUUGGAGAUGCAGCUUGGCAGGUUUCCACAUUCUGGGAAGAUGAUCUCCAGAGUGUUGUGCAGAUGGGAUUUGGACAGAAUCAGCAGCAGCAGCAAGACUUUCAUGCAGGUCCAAAUAUGCCUGGAGGUCAGAUGAAGGUUGAGCUAUGAUGAUUGCUGGUCAUUGAGGCCCAGAAGAAACAGCCUUUGUAUAUACAUCCAAGUUCUGGUUUGGAUAACUAUUUAAAGAUUUGGAGGAGAAAAAUAGAUUUUUUUUUCCCAUUUAAUAUAUAUCUGUGUGUGAUUGAUGCAGCUAAUUCUUUGGUGAAGAAAGAAUCACAUUGUAAAAUACAAAGAUAACUGGAAGCAUUGUUGUGACAUUUCUAUAAGAAAAGCCCACAUUUCACUUUA
Molecule: messenger RNA, 2298 nt
Organism: Manihot esculenta (cassava)
Lineage: Eukaryota; Viridiplantae; Streptophyta; Magnoliopsida; Malpighiales; Euphorbiaceae
Product: transcription factor bHLH62
Exons: 7
Coding region: 370-2058 (562 amino acids)
Biological process (GO): regulation of DNA-templated transcription
Cellular component (GO): nucleus
Molecular function (GO): protein dimerization activity; DNA-binding transcription factor activity
Source: RefSeq, a predicted model, not a curated record